Molecule: messenger RNA, 2665 nt
Organism: Talaromyces stipitatus ATCC 10500
Lineage: Eukaryota; Fungi; Ascomycota; Eurotiomycetes; Eurotiales; Trichocomaceae
Product: DUF221 domain protein, putative
Exons: 4
Coding region: 1-2559 (852 amino acids)
Cellular component (GO): plasma membrane
Molecular function (GO): calcium-activated cation channel activity
Source: RefSeq, a predicted model, not a curated record
AUGUCGUCCACCGGCGGUAUUUCCACCCCGGUUCAGUUUGCGGCCAUAGCGAGUUCCACAGUCCCCGGAGAUCAUCCAAUAGACUGGGGAAGUCAAGCACAAGGUGGUCGAGACCUGGCAACACAACUCAUUCUCAGUGCGACGCUGGGGUUGAGUGCAUUUUUCUCCUUUUGCAUUCUUCGGCCAAAAUGGACAGAGCUUUACGCUGCGCGAAGAAAAAGACGAAAUGCUGCGUCCUUUCUGCCCGAGCUGCCGGAUAGCUUUUUUGGUUGGAUGCCGGUAAUAUAUAGGAUAACAGAUGAGGAAGUACUAGAAUCUGCUGGAUUGGAUGCAUAUGUUUUGCUUUCGUUCUUCAAGUUUGCUAUAAAAUUCCUCUCAGCUACCUUCGCAUUUGCUACGCUCAUUAUAAUGCCGCUACAUCUGCGAUAUGCCGGUCAAUGGGGCGUUCCGGGUUGGGACCAUGACGACGACGACAAUGACGAUGACGGCCAAUCUCUGUUCGCGAGGGACAUAUUGUUUGGACACGGAAACAAAAAGUUCAAAUCUGAUCCGACUUAUCUAUGGAUAUACGUGAUAUUCCCCUAUGUGUUUACAGGUAUCGCUAUAUAUCUGCUUAUCCACGAAACCAACAAGAUUAUUCGCGUACGUCAGAAUUACCUGGGAAGUCAGACAUCGACAACAGAUCGCACAUUCCGUCUAUCCGGUAUCCCAACCGAACUGCGCUCAGAGGAGAAGAUUCAGGAAAUUAUUGAAGAUUUGCACAUUGGAAAGGUGGAAGCGGUUACGUUGUGUCGUCAGUGGCACGAUUUGGAUUUGUUGAUGGAAGAGCGGAAGAAGAUUCUGAAGCCACUGGAACGAGCAUGGACGAAAUAUCUUGGCUACAAGCAAAAGAGGAGAUACAACGAUACAUUGCCACUAGUCCGAGCUUCGCGUGAUCGUUCACCCAGUCUCGAAUCCGAAACAGCUACGGAGCACUCGCAACUUCUAGGAAGUGAAGACGGACGUGUUCCUGUAAGAACCGUCCACAAGAGGCGGCCGACUACUCGAUUAUGGUACGGUCCGUUCAAGCUACGUUACAAAAAUGUUGACUCGAUUGAUUACUACGAAGAAAAGCUUCGUCGUAUCGAUGAAAGAAUCCUAGCCGCUCGUCAGAAGGAGUAUCCAGCCACGGAUCUUGCAUUUGUUACGAUGGAGACAAUUUCCGCAUGCCAGUUGGUCGUUCAGACCAUAAUUGACCCUCACCCUACUCAAUUAGUACCAAGUCUCGCGCCCGCUCCUGCGGAUGUGGUAUGGAAGAAUACGUAUAUUCCGCGUUCGAGUCGUAUUUCUCGGUCUUGGCUCAUUACACUUGUUAUCAGUUUCUUGACCAUUUUCUGGUCUGUACUACUAGUUCCUAUUGCAUCAUUGUUGGAUUUGAACACUCUUCACAAGGCUAUUCCUGGCCUCGCCGAUUUGCUUGCGCGACAUCCGAUUAUCAAGUCUCUUGUGCAAUCCAGUUUGCCGACUAUUACACUCUCUUUGUUGACAGUGGCGGUACCUUAUUUAUACAGCUGGCUUUCGAGCCUCCAAGGCAUGACUUCUAGAGGCGACCUGGAAUUGUCCAUCAUCUCGAAAAACUUCUUUUUCACCUUCUUCAACCUCUUCUUUCUAUUCACCGUUCUCGGAUCAGCAUCAAAUUUCUACGGUUUUCUCCAAAACGUGCAAAACGCAUUCAAAGAUGCAACGACUAUCGCAUUCGCUCUGGCAACAUCUUUGGAGAACUUGUCUCGUUUUUAUAUUAACCUCAUCAUCCUUCAAGGUCUUGGACUGUUUCCUUUCCGGUUGUUGGAAUUCGGAAGCGUUGCCAUGUAUCCUAUCAACGUGCUAUACGCGAAAUCGCCUCGCGAAUACGCGGAGUUGUCGGCGCCGCCUAAGUUCAGCUACGGAUUCACCAUCCCUCAGACGAUAUUCAUCUUUAUCAUCUGCGUCGUCUAUAGUGUCUUCCCCAGCUCCUGGCUUGUGUGUUUCUGUGGGUUGAUAUACUUCUUCUUGGGACAUUUCAUAUAUAAAUACCAACUACUCUACGCAAUGGACCAUCAACAGCACUCGACAGGCCGCGCAUGGCCCAUGAUCUGCAGCCGGGUGUUUUUGGGUCUAGUAGUUUUCCAAGUCGCCAUGAUCGGAGUCCUUGCUCUUCGCAAACUGAUCGCUAGAUCCCUGUUACUCGUCCCUCUCCUAGGAGCAACCGUAUGGUUCACAUAUUUCUUCGCAAAAACCUACGAACCCCUAAUGAAAUUCAUUGCCCUCCGCAGCAUCGACCACGAUCGACCAAAUCGCAGCAACGGCAAUAACUCAGAUGACUCCCUGAGUCCACCGCCUCUGCUUUCACCAUUGUCUGGCCUGGAUCGAGACGCUCUUCCGAUUCUUAUUGGUGGUCGCGAGAUUGGGUUGAGGUUGAGGAAAUAUGUCAAUCCGAAUCUUACGAUUCCUCUUGAUGGGGCUUGGAUUCCGAGAAGUGAUGGGUCGAUUGUUAUUCGUCCUAGUGCGGUUGAGGAGGAGCAUAUUGCUGGUGAGGCGUGAUCUACAUAUGUAUAUACAUAAUUUGAUCCCUUGUAGUUGAUGUGUACAUAUCUCUCAUUUUGUUGUGUGGCUAUUGUGUUUUUUCUUUCUUUUACUACUCGAGAUA